Messenger RNA from Oncorhynchus mykiss (rainbow trout), 878 nucleotides. Lineage: Eukaryota; Metazoa; Chordata; Actinopteri; Salmoniformes; Salmonidae. The record is from RefSeq and is a predicted model, not a curated record.
UACACUUUUCAGCAGAGCAGGGGACACGUAUGUGGACGGCAUUGGAAGGAAACCCUUGCGUUAACAUCUAAGGAAAUUAUCUCACGGUCUUUUCUCCCGGAGAGUGUAUUUUCCACCAGCAUGAGUGCAGAGUGCACGAGCUACUACAGCGCAGAUAAUGUGUUUGUGAAUGGUUCUUCCUGUCCUAAAGCGGGGGGCGAUGCGCGCGCGGCAUUCUGCUGCGGAUUUAACGAUAUCAAGUAUUGCUGUGAUGAUCCCAACAGCUUUUUCCCUUACGAGUAUGGAUACAUGUGGUGGCUCAGUGUUGGGGCUCUGAUAGGUCUGUCCAUAGCAGCGGUGGUCCUACUGGCCUUCCUCAUCACCGUAUUUGUUCUCUGCUACCUCUUCAUCGCCACAAAGCCCAGUCGCCUUGACAAUAGCCUGCCGCUACGAGCACCAGGGUUGGACCCCAGUGAGGGCCCCAGUCCCUCCAGCCCAUCCCACCGGCGCCCGGGGCUUCAGGAUGCACUUCCUCAGCAGGAAGUUGGACUGUGACAACCAGCCGCCCAACCCAGAGAGACUGUUCCAGAGGGGCUUCAUGGCCACCGUCAAUAUGGAGGGCCCUUCAUAGUGCACUUUUUAGGGAGCUUAGAAGGGCUUGGAGGUUUCGAUUCAGAUGUAGAAGGGCAUGGAAAAUCUGAUUCAGAUGUAUUCCAUACCCCCCUUCCCCAAUACACAUGUAAAUGUUGGACUGUAUUAUACUUAUGCAAAAAUGUUUAUUCUAUUCCACUGCCAUUCACUUUAUGUUCAUAUUCUUUUCUUGUAUUGUUUUGAUUGUUGUUGUAUUGUUGAGAAGGAACCUGCAAGUCAGAGUUUAGUUAGAUGAUGAAUACCAUGCG